Molecule: messenger RNA, 1929 nt
Organism: Owenia fusiformis
Lineage: Eukaryota; Metazoa; Annelida; Polychaeta; Sabellida; Oweniidae
Source: the annotation of a GenBank genome assembly
GAACAACAUUUUAGAAAAGUUCUAAACUUUUCUAAAAGUUAGGCGGCCAUCUUUGUUUUGAUUGAACUCACACAUUUUGACAUUGUCAAUAAUUUCAUCAAUUUGGAGCGUGUUCACUUCGUUCUAAGCAUUUAAACUUACCUACAGAGCUGAUGUUGUAAUUCAAAUGUGAACCGGAAGUGUGGCGUAUCGUCGACCAUCUUGAAAAGCAUCGACAUAAAAUGCCUAUGUGUUGUGCUGCAAAUUGCUCCAAUAUUACAACGGAUAGGCCUAAGUUAGGGAUAAGUUUCCACCUAGUCCCAGAUCUGAAGCGGGCGAAAGGAAAGAGACACGUUGUAAGCGCCUGGUUGACAAAUAUAGGGCGUUUUGGGCCAGGAUGGACAGUGGACACCUUCAAAAAUCAAAAGCCCAGAGAGGUUGUUGUCUGUUCCCAACACUUCAAUCCAGAUGACUUUGAGCGGGAUUUCCGCAGUGAACUGAUGCCGGGGUAUACCCAAAAGAAAAGGAAACUAAAAGAGGAUGCCAUACCCUCCAUAUUUUCCCACAAGAAAACAAAUGAAAGGCCAGCAUUAUAUUUGCAAAAAAGGGAACAGAACCAGCAGAAAACUGAUUCAAGAUUACAAUCCAAUGGUCAAACAGAGGUGCAAGCUCCAACUUUCAGCCAUAUCUUGCUGGGCAAGUUGGAUGAAUCAGAAGCCUGUAUUAAUGCUAAAGAAAAUGAACAACACUUCAAUACACCUGAUCCUUGUAAAGAUUGUAUCUUGAGAACACAAAAGGUGUUCUGUGAGGCAGCAACCCAGAGAAAACCUCCAAAUUGCCAAACUCUGAAAGCAGCCCUGGCAAGGACAUCCGCUCCUCAUAUCCACCCUCUUACAAAUAUUUUGUCACCUGUUUCAUCCCCAAUGAAAGUUGUAUCUGACCAUGAUGACUCAUUACUAUUGACAACAAGUGUUUCAACAAGAUAUGAACAGAACAACAACUAUAUUCCUUCGUCGGAAUCUAAUUCUGAUUUUGAAGAUGAGGAAAAUCACCUGAGACCAGGAGAAAUAUACACCAGUGAACAGAAGUACAACUGCUUUGAAUCUUGUUUAGAUAAAGUAUUCUACCAGAUUAAAUGUCAUCAAUGCAAUGCCCAAGUUACCAACAUUGAGAGACAUGUUGUAGGGACUUUGUAUAAAGUCAAACUCCAGUGUAUAUCUGAACAUAAUGUUUGCACUUGGUCCUCACGGGAACCAUACCUGGGGAAACAACCUGCUGGGAACUUAUGUAUAGCUACUGCCACACUGCUAACUGCUAAGAUCAUGAGAGAGGAAUAUAAACAGAAAUAUAUUGAUCACAACCAUGUUGUUUCCAACAUCAAGAAGAAGUUGGUAGAAAAGGGGAAAUGUGCAACUAACAGGGACAUAUUUGUUUGGAUAAAACCAAUAACAAACCAUUUUUGGUAUUGUGCAAAAACUUGUGGAGGAGAUGAACUCAGGUUGAAAGAAAAAUGGCUGAGUAUUCUCAAACACAUUCUCAAUCAACAUGAUUUUCCUCAAAAUAUGGUUUUUAAAGAAUGUGACCACCCUGAACUCACUCAAGAUCAAGUGAGAAGGAAGAAGUGGCUUACUGAGGACUCUUCCCCUUACAAGGCCAUCAAAGAUGUCAUCACAGACAGCAGACUCCUUGCUGAUCUAGCUAAUCUCAUCAAGCACUACCACACUGGCUGCCUAGAAGUAUACCAUUCCAUGUUGAACAAACACCUACCAAGCACUUUGAAUAUGACCUCAGACAAAUUCAAAAUGGUUGCCUAAUUUGGGAUUUCGCAAUAAUUCUCUCCAAAUUCUGGUUACAUUAUACUCAAAUUGAAGGAAUUUUGGAGAAGCUCACAAUGUAAUUGAAUUUUCUGUAUAGUUUGUUAACUUGUAUGGUGGAGACACUGGAACCAAC